This is a messenger RNA of Opisthorchis viverrini, 279 nucleotides long. RefSeq lists its product as hypothetical. The record is from RefSeq and is a predicted model, not a curated record. The transcript has 2 exons. Bases 1 to 279 code for a protein of 92 amino acids. NCBI's taxonomy places the organism in Eukaryota, Metazoa, Platyhelminthes, Trematoda, Opisthorchiida, Opisthorchiidae.
AUGGUGUCUUCUGAGGGUCCUGCGCACGUUCCUCGCUUCUGGCGCUUUGCGGAAUACGCAGAAUCCGUAGGAAGUUGCAUACAAACAUGGAUCGAUGAACAGCAACUUGGUACCAGCAAGGAAAGGGUAGAUAAACACUAUACAGGGGCAGAAGAACAGAGGAAAAACAACGGGGAAAACAAACCGGUUAUAUGUGAUGACAGUGAUGAUGAUGGUGGUGAUGGCGAUGACAUUGAUGCUGGUGAUGACGGCCAUAAAAGAGCGUUCGUAGGGAAAUAG